UGGAUCACGAUGAACUGCUCUAAACUUUCAGUCAAGCUCCGAGUGCCCCAGAGGUAUCUCAUCACCUUCAUCUGUGUUCUGGGCACGAUCAUCGCCUCCAUGAUGAAGUAUGCGGUUGGUAUCGCCAUAACUGAGAUGGUUGUACCUACUGCGUCAUCAUCAUCAUUUGACAACCCAGACCCUGAGGCAUGUCCCUACUUCAUAAAACUGUUGAAUCAAACUACGAGAGAUGCUGUACUGCAGACGGUUGAGGUCGGCCGGUUCGCCUGGAGUGAAAAGACCCAAGGUAUGAUCUUCGGCGCUCUCUACUGGACCUAUGUUCCUCUCCAGAUGCCCUCUGGCCUCCUGGUGGAGAGGGUCGGUCCAAGGUACCUCCUGGCCGCUGGGAUGUUACUCUCGUCCGUCAGCUACCUGGUCACCCCACUGGCAAUCGCUGCCUUUGACUCCGCAGGGUUCUUACUCGUCAGGGUGCUGUCUGGAGCGGGGCUGGCAACACUUUACCCAUGCCUCAACCUUCUUCUUGCCAAAUGGGUGCCUCCAUCAGAGAAAAGCAGACUUGGAUCCUUAGUCUAUGCAGGAGAGAAUAUUGGGUUCAUCCUGUCCAUGGCUUUAAGCGGGUUUAUCCUGGGGCAAUCUCAAGGCCAGUGGCCCCUGAUGUUCUAUGUGUACGGCGGAGCUGGUAUCGUCUGGACCCUGGUGUGGCUCAUAUUCGGCUACGACGACCCUAGCUCAAGUCCCUUCAUAACUGAAAACGAACGUAUCUACCUGGGGGAGUGCAUGCCUUUCAACCAUGGAAAGAAGUUGCCUCCAACACCCUGGGUGGGAAUGCUGACCAGUCUACCCUUGUGGGGCACCCUCAUUGCUCAGAUUGGACACGACUGGGGAAUCAUUUCCAUUGUCACUGAGUUGCCAAAGUACAUGAAGGAUGUAUUACACUUUGAAAUACAGGAUAACGGUCUCCUGACAGCCAUCCCCUACGCCGCCAUGACAGUUGUGGCUGUUGUCUCAGGAUGGGUAUCAGACUGGCUUCUACAUAACGACUACAUGUCUAUCACGUCCGUCCGUAAACUAUUUACAACAAUUGCCGCUGUAGGUCCGUCCAUUGGUCUAGUAGGAGCCAUGGCAUCUGGCUGUGACAGCACCAUGGUCGUGGCCAUGUUCACCCUCGGAAUGGCCCUCAUGGGGUUCUACUACCCCAGUCUGUCUGUGAACACCCUCGACCUCAGUCCCAACUACUCAGGGACCUUGAUGGGGUUCAUGGCUUUGGGAGGUCUUGGAGGCAUCUUCUCACCUUAUGUUGCUGGGCUUCUAGCACCUGAUGGUACAAUGCUGCAAUGGAGAUCGGUUUUCUGGGUGUCUGUGGUAGCGUUGCUAACCACCAAUACAUUCUACAUGUUGGUGGGAAGCGGGGAGGUGCAGCCUUGGAACUCGCCUAAGGAUGAGCAGAAGAAACGGAAUCUCAACAGAACACAAAUAGCCGGAGCAGUAUGAAGUCGUAAAGGAUAGAUCUUCACCGUUUACACAUAAUGAAAAAGAAGAAUGUGAUAAAAUAAUUGCGAUUGUAAGAUAAGUAAUUAUAAGAUAAAUGCACUAAAGUACUUCU
Macrosteles quadrilineatus (aster leafhopper) is the source of this 1603-nucleotide messenger RNA. Its product is annotated as putative inorganic phosphate cotransporter. Gene Ontology annotation, biological process: monoatomic anion transport; transmembrane transport. The record is from RefSeq and is a predicted model, not a curated record. The transcript has 10 exons. Gene Ontology annotation, molecular function: transmembrane transporter activity. The coding region runs from base 10 to 1491 and encodes 493 amino acids. Lineage: Eukaryota; Metazoa; Arthropoda; Insecta; Hemiptera; Cicadellidae.